ACGUAUUUCAUGAGAGGAUAACGUAAUUUACGCCAAAUCUACUCGUGCCAUAGACGUCUGUGGUGGUAACAAACCUUCUUCCACUUUUCCCCAGCCUUACUCCUCCUGCUUUCAUGGCUUUUGCAAUUGCGAAUUUAUCUUCGUUGCCUCAGUCCUUUUCUGUAAUAUCUGCUGCAUCAUCAUCAUCAUCAUCAUCAAAAGAGUCGAACUCAAGCUCAAAUUCACUUAAACUGAGGGAAGAUUGGAGGAAACGGUCCAAGCCCAUUUCUCCCGGGAGCACUUAUCCUGCUAAAGACCACUGCAGUCAAUGUGGUUUGUGCGACACCUAUUACAUUGCCCAUGUGAAGAACGCGUGUGCUUUCUUAGGAGAUGGGAUGUCUAAGAUUGAAGGCUUGGAACCUAUGGUUCAUGGCAGAGGGAGGAAACUGGAUUCACCUGAUGAGACAUAUUUUGGCGUCCAUGAAGAUUUGUUGUAUGCUCGUAAGACUAAGCCUGUAGAAGGAGCCCAAUGGACAGGAAUAGUAACAACCAUCGCAAUAGAAAUGUUGAAAGCUAACAUGGUUGAAGCUGUCAUUUGCGUACAGAGUGAUCCAGAGGAUCGACUUAGUCCGAGGCCUGUUUUGGCCAGGACACCGGAUGAAGUUCUGGCAGCAAAAGGUGUUAAACCAACAUUAUCUCCUAAUCUGAAUACCCUUGCCCUAGUUGAGGCAGCUGGUGUAAAGCGUCUUCUUUUUUGUGGUGUUGGUUGCCAAGUACAAGCACUAAGAUCCGUGGAGAAGUACUUGAACUUGGAAAAGCUAUAUGUCCUUGGAACCAAUUGUGUGGAUAAUGGGACUCGAGAUGGGCUAGAUAAGUUUCUGAAGGCUUCAAGCAGUGAUCCAGAAACAGUAAUGCAUUAUGAGUUUAUGCAAGAUUACAAGGAUACUAUAUUGUUGAUGUUUGAACAGGUACACCUGAAGCAUUUGGAUGGCCAUAUUGAAGAGGUUCCUUAUUUCUGCCUACCAGCGAAUGAAUUAGUCGAUGUUAUUGCACCAUCCUGCUAUAGCUGCUUUGACUACACAAAUGCAUUAUCGGAUUUGGUGGUAGGGUACAUGGGUGUGCCAAAAUAUACUGGAGUAAGCAUGACACAACAUCCACAAUAUAUUACUGUCAGGAAUGAACGCGGAAGAGAAAUGCUUAGUCUGGUGAAGAAUCUUUUGGAGAUUAACCCAACUGUCAGCAGUGGAAAUCGUCGUCCUUAUGUGACACAAACAGUUAUUGCUGAUGAUAAUGCAAAAUUGGGUAAAUGAUCUGCCUUUAUUCUUAAACUGUGUCUUACAAAAGUGCUCCUGCAUUUUCUGGGAAUCUGAGAGGUUUUGGAGGUGGCACUAAUUGGCCUUUGAUGUUCAUUUAUCACUAAGUCAUCUAGUGAUUGGUAUUCACAUUAAUAGCAUAGUCAUCUUUGAUAAUCGAGGCAGGUUUUUUUUUUUUCCUGGACUAACAGUCAAGGAAACCAUUCAUUAACUGUUGGCUACAUGUGCCAUGUGGCACUUGGUGUGCACUCAUAAGUAGUGGACACAUCCAUGCAGUAAGUUUCUGCCCAAAUGUCGUUUGCCGUUUUGUGGAAUGUAAGUUCUGGAAAAUGGUGAAAAUGUCCAUACAAUUGAGAACAGUUGGAUGGCUGAAAAUUCAGGGGGAAAAGUUCAAUACAUGGAAAGGCAGGCGGUUGGGAUUGUAUACAAAACUUGAAACAAGGUAGAUCCAAAAUGUAUCAUACCUUCCCAAUGUAGAGUAGCCAAAUUAUUCUCCAGGUAGAAGAAGUAGUUUA
Messenger RNA from Macadamia integrifolia, 1807 nucleotides. RefSeq names its product 7-hydroxymethyl chlorophyll a reductase, chloroplastic. Gene Ontology annotation, molecular function: 7-hydroxymethyl chlorophyll a reductase activity. The coding region runs from base 114 to 1289 and encodes 391 amino acids. The record is from RefSeq and is a predicted model, not a curated record. The transcript has 16 exons. Gene Ontology annotation, cellular component: chloroplast. Gene Ontology annotation, biological process: chlorophyll cycle. Lineage: Eukaryota; Viridiplantae; Streptophyta; Magnoliopsida; Proteales; Proteaceae.